GACAUUCCGACCGGUCUCGCAAUGACUUCGGAGGUAAUUCGAUAGAAUAUUACCGCUGGUUUGAUAUACGCGGGCUGAUCAAAAUGGCGGACAGAUAAAUUUGUUGUUGUUUUUCUGUUUUAACGCAAAGAUGUCUAAACAAUUGCCAGAAACUGAUCUGAUAGACCUCAGUGAUGACAAGGACGCAGACAGUCAGAGAAGUUCCCCUGUCAUUCUUACCAAGCACCCAAAUAAACACAAUACGGGAAAGGGAAGAAAGGGAGAGGAAAAGGUACAAGAGAAGGGCUCCAAGGGAGGUCAUGAGAGUCCCAGUCACAGCAUAGGAGAUUCCCUGUCUUUGAACUCAAACGACUCCAAUGAUCCACGGCGUCUGGUACCAUGGGUAAACUGUCAGGAGAAAAUUAUCCUGUGUCUAGAUCUAUCAAAUGAGAUGAAUGAGAAGUCAUUUCCAAGCAAAAAAGCCCCAGAUUUUACUGCUUACCAGUUUGUUAGAAAAGCUGCAAAGAUAUUUGUGAACAACAAGGCCAUGCUGAACUCCAUACAUGAAUUUGGUGUGAUCACGCUUGCAGACGAUGCCACAUGGUACCAGCAAUUUGAAAGUAACCCUGACAUGAUUUGCACCUUACUUGAUCACCUUAAUCCCAGUGAGGAAGAUAACCAAGACACUUUUGAUAUGGAAAAACUUUUUCAGACAAUAUGUCAGCGUAUCGCAUUGCCGGAGGUUGAAGACCCUGCCCUCCCCCCACCUUACGUUAUCAGGGUGAUUAUGAUUUAUGGACGGUCCCACUGUCCACCUCAUUUCACCGACAGGAGCCGACAAAUGCUCCGUGAGUUGUUGCAAUCACCAUAUUUCUUUUUUGAUGUUCUGUAUGUCCACGAAUUGCCCUCUGAAAAUAACCAAUGCGAGGCGAUUUAUGACAGCUUUUGCGAGCUGGACGAGGAUGAAGAUGGUUAUAUGUUGGAAGUUUCUCGGAGCACAUCCCGCCUGUUCGACCACAUGGCCAUUCUACUAGCUCAUCCACUCCAGAGACCAAAACAGAGGGACACUUUCUACGAACUGCAAAAUAGGGAUGAUAAUGAGACUACGUGAAGACUAAAACAGAAAGACACUUGCUACGAACUGCAAAAUAGGGAUGAUAAUGAGAUUACGUGAAGACUAAAACUCAGGGACACAUUCUAUGAACUGCAAGCUAGGAAUGAGGAGUUUUUUUUUUUUCUAAAAAAUUAGAUUUAUGACAGCUUUUGCGAGCUGGACGAGGAUGAAGAUGGUUAUAUGUUGGAAGUGUCUCGGAGCACACGCCGCCUGUUCGACCACAUGGCCAUUCUACUAGCUCAUCCACUCCAGAGACCAAAACAGAGGGACACUUUCUACGAACUGCAAAAUAGGGAUGAUAAUGAGACUACAUGAAGACUAAAACAGAGAGACACAUUCUACGAACUGCAAGUUAGGGAUGAAAAUGAGAUUACGUGAAGACUAAAACUCAGGGACACAUUCUAUGAACUGCAAGCUAGGAAUAACGAGUUUUUUUUUUUCUGAAAAAUUAGAAUCCCGGAAAAGCAAAUGAUUCAGGUUAUCAGGGACAACAUUACACGUAAUCUGAAUUUGAAAAACAAAUUAUACCUAAUACUCCCUGCAUAUCCCCGGUAUACGGGGUGUUUGCAGACGUUCUCUCGCUCGAAUUUUUCUUAUUAAGAAAAGUGUAAAUAGGAAUAGACUAGAGCUUAUGUACACCGGCAGAGGGGAGGGGAAUGCCUCCAUUAUAUUUCAGCCUUACCCCCAACAAUGCCCUUGCCAUGUAAAAGCUCUCCGUACCCCCCCCCCCACCACCACCACCACCACCACCAUCACGAUAUUGUUUCCUUGUCAAUGUUCCUCCCCCCCUCCCCACGAUAUUGUUCUCUUGUCAGAGUUCCUCCCCCCCUCCCCACGAUAUUGUUCUCUUGUCAGAGUUCCUCCCCCCCUCCCCACGAUAUUGUUCUCUUGUCAGAGUUCCUCCCCCCUCCCCACGAUAUUGUUCUCUUGUCAGAGUUCCUCCCCCCCUCCCACGAUAUUGUUCUCUUGUCAGAGUUCCUCCCCCCCUCCCCACGAUAUUGUUCUCUUGUCAGAGUUCCUCCCCCCUUCCCCACGAUAUUGUUCUCUUGUCAGAGUUCCUCCCCCCCCUCCCCACGAUAUUGUUCUCUUGUCAGUGUUCUCUCCCCCUUCCCCCCACAAUAUGGUUUCCAUGUCAGAAUUCCUUAUACUCCCCGUUAGACGGUAUUAGCUGGUUUAUCUUAUCUCUGAGGACGCGGUAACUGCCCCAUAUUUUCCGUGUCUAGUGCGGGCUUCCUACGACAUCUGUCAGAUGGUGGAUCAACAGAUCAUAUCGUCAUGUCUCAUUACGUGAUGUAUAACACCGGUAACAUCCAUGACUUGAGUUCCGCUGAGAUUACCAAAGCAAAGUUCAUAUCCAAGGCGCUUUAGACCUUGUAAUCGCUAAUCAAACGCUCUUUCAGUCGGGACUUGUCAUAGAAAACCCUGCUGACAAGCGCGUCACGAUUAAAGACAAAUCGUCGCGCAAAUCGUUUUUGCACCGGCCGGAUCGUUCUGAGAUUGAUCUCGUCAUAUUCUAGGAAAUGAGAAGUUCUUUCUUUAGCUUUUGAAUGUUAUAUUUCAGCCAUUGGAUACUCUCUCAAUAAACGCUUAAUUAUG
This is a messenger RNA of Nematostella vectensis (starlet sea anemone), 2689 nucleotides long. Its product is annotated as BRISC and BRCA1-A complex member 1. The record is from RefSeq and is a predicted model, not a curated record. Gene Ontology annotation, biological process: positive regulation of DNA repair; mitotic G2 DNA damage checkpoint signaling; protein K63-linked deubiquitination. The transcript is spliced from 9 exons. Gene Ontology annotation, cellular component: BRISC complex; nuclear body; BRCA1-A complex. Bases 131 to 1090 code for a protein of 319 amino acids. Lineage: Eukaryota; Metazoa; Cnidaria; Anthozoa; Actiniaria; Edwardsiidae.